ACGCCAGCCAGAACAGCAGCAGCAGCUCCUGGACCCUCGCUUGCAAUUCUUGGUACAAUAAUGGCUAAGGGCGAGUGACAGCCAUGGCCUCUCUAAUCAUGCUAGCGGUUGCAUCUCAUCGAGCGAACUAGCCUCUUUCGGUGGUACGGUCAGCCCUUCAGCCCUUUAGCCCUUCCGCCCUUCCGCCCUUCCUGCAGCCGUCAGAUCGUUUCUAGUGGUGGAGUUCAAAAGCGGCGGCGAGCAGUGAGCGGCAGACGCCAUCAUGGCGUGCCACGCGUCUCCCGUCCGCGUCCCCGUCCCCGUCGCUGCGCGUCCUCUCUCAUGCACCGCCGCGCCAUGGCGCAUCCCUCCCCGUCGCCUCUCCCCGUGCCGCGCUCCUUCUCCACCUUGCGCGCCGCGGCGGCCCGCGUCGGUUCCCGCAUCCCCCUCGCGAUGUGUAUCUUUCUCGAGUCGGCAUCAAGAAGCGUGUCGACGGCCAAGCUCGCGCGCCGCCACAACAAGACAGGCAGUGAUAGCCAUAGGCAUCAUCAGAGUGCGUCCCUCCCCGCCUGUUUAUUCUGCUUUCGAGUCGACUCAAAAGCCUGUCUAUUCCCUCCCACAGCCACACCAGUCUCCGCUGCUUGCCGCGACUUCCGUUGAUAUCUUCGCGCCCCGUAGCUCGCGUACCCUGACUACAAAUACCAGCGUCCCUGUGGCUGUUUGCCACGGAGUGAGCUCGUCUCUAGUUGUGGUACCGCGGCCGUUAUCUUCAGCGCGUCGCCUAGUGCAAGAGCUUGAACCCACGGCGAAUCUUCGUGCUCCUGCAGCAGAGGCCGCCUCGUGGAGCCGCAGCCUGCCACGUGUCCAUGCGCCUGGCCAAUCCAGGCGCGAAGGGCGUCUGUCAUCGCUGAGCGCUGCGCUGCCACGUCAGCAUCAGCUCGAGCCGCCGAAGCUUGUCAGUGGAGUUAAUAGUAGUACGAGGGGUGGCGGGAGCCUACUAGUAUCCGAGUUCUGGGCCGAUUCUAGUCUUCCUAGUUUUCCAAGUCUUGCUGUCAGGAGUCGCCCUUCCGCGCUGCAGGCGCAGAGCCAGGCCGAAUAUCCGCGCCGAGCCUCAGCGCUGGUCGGCGCCAGUCUGUUAAAACCUCGGCCGUGGCGGCAGCGGCGGUGCAGGGCGGUGCGUGUGCGCGGCGCUCUCGGCGGCGCUCCUGGUAGCGAGAGCGGUGAUUGUAACGAGGGGGCGGGCGAGAGCGAGAGCUUCAGGGGAGCGGGUGAAGCGGAUCAAAUCAAAUCGGAUCCAACUGAGGAGAACUGCAAGGCUAAGCCGGAUCCGACCAGCCAAUCCCAGGAGAGCAAUCCGAGCAAUCCGAGCAAGCCCAGCGAGGGGGCAAUAGACCCCGCCCACGUGGUGUGGCUCCUGAGAAUCCGCCCGGCCGCUACAGCCGCCGAACCCAGCAGCCUCAGCAGCGGCUACAACUACGGUGGCAGCGCUGGCCCGUUCAGGCCCAGGUCUCACGCAUCUCUUAGCAGCAGCGGCAGCGGCAGCAGAGGCACGGGAAGCAGCGGGAUGGCAUCGGGGCAACUAGGCCGCUCCUCCCAGGUGGAGCUAGUGGCCCACCUGGAGCGCAUCGGCGUGCUGCGCAGUGGCGGGCAGUCCCGGGCGGCUCAGGUGAUGCGUCAGGUGGACCGCGGUCUGUUUGUUCCACCUGCCCCGUGGGUGCACGCAUACCAGGACUCGCCGCAGACCAUCGGGUUCAACGCCACCAUCUCCGCGCCGCACAUGCACGCCCAGUGCCUGGAGCUCCUGGGAAACCACCUGCAGCCGGGCAUGCGAGCGCUCGACGUGGGGUCGGGCACGGGCUAUCUCACUGCGUGCUUGGGGCUGCUCGUGGCUCCUGGGGGAAAGGCGGUUGGAGUGGAGCACAUACCAGAGCUGGUGGAGCGGUCGGUGCGGGACGUGCGGCGCAGCGCAGCAGGGCACCUGCUGGAGAGUGGCGUGAUAUCGCUGCAUGUGGGGGAUGGCAGACAGGGGUGGCUGCACGACAGCCCCUACGACGCCAUCCACGUGGGUGCGGCAGCACCAGAGAUCCCCCAGGCGUUGAAGGAGCAGCUGAAGGUGGGGGGCAGGAUGGUGAUACCUGUGGGCACGUGGUCCCAGGACCUGCUGGUCGUGGAUAAGCUGCCAGGUGGCCGCUUCAGAGAGAGCCGCGUGGCGGCCGUGCGAUACGUGCCGCUCACCAGCAAGGACGAGCAGCUGGAGGGGUACUGAAAGGUUCAGAAGGGUUUAGGAGGAGUCUGAGGGGUAUACGGGGUUCUGAGGGGUUCAAGGGGUUUGGGGGAGUUCGAGGGGUUGUGAGAAUGUCCUAACGUAUGUUGUAGGUGGAGGGGGGGCUGGAGGGGCUGGAGGGGUUCGUGUGCAUGUGCUGUGUAAGUGAGUGUGUGUGCCUCAGUGAGUGUGUGUGUGUCACGAAUCAUGGCUGUCUCUGCCUGUCUGUGAGUGAGUGUGUGUGUGUGUGUGUGUGUGUGUGUGUGUGUGUGUGUGUGUUAGCAAGUGUUUGUGCCAUGAGAGAGAGCAAGGAGAGGGAGAGAGUGAGGAAGCGAGGAGCGGGAGUCAGUGGAUGGAUAAGCAAGGGGGCAGUUGCAGUGGCCACUCCUCUCCCUUGCUGUUUUCCAGCACAAGCAUGUUUCAUUCAGACGACAAGCUUCUGUGGCUGGUUGGGUUGGGUGCAGGGCUGACUUUUCAAAAAAAUGCACUCUGAUUUUACCCCCAAAAAAAUUCCGCAAGUCUGAAGGACCAUUUUCCAGAUUUUGCCUACUCUGAAAUCUCAGUAUCCAAAAGUUGACUAGUCUGA
This is a messenger RNA of Closterium sp. NIES-67, 2828 nucleotides long. The record is from the annotation of a GenBank genome assembly. NCBI's taxonomy places the organism in Eukaryota, Viridiplantae, Streptophyta, Zygnematophyceae, Desmidiales, Closteriaceae.